AUGGCGCCGUCCAUUGAGCUCAAAUCGUACUGCAGCUUAUUUGACCCGAAUCAGACCCGCACGAAGCUGCCGCAGAUGCACUCGGGGUUGUUAUUUUGGCCACACCAAUCGUUCAUUGAUCCCGAGGAUAAGCAAGCUGUCAAGCUCAGGGGCAAAAUUAUCCCUGUCCGAGAUGUUUGCCAUGUCAUUUCAACAGGCUGGAAGCGCUGGAAGUUUAAUAAUAUCGACCCGAUUGCCAUUGCCGAUUAA
Penicillium waksmanii is the source of this 249-nucleotide messenger RNA. RefSeq lists its product as uncharacterized. The record is from RefSeq and is a predicted model, not a curated record. Lineage: Eukaryota; Fungi; Ascomycota; Eurotiomycetes; Eurotiales; Aspergillaceae. The coding region runs from base 1 to 249 and encodes 82 amino acids. The transcript has 2 exons.